Phycodurus eques (leafy seadragon) is the source of this 1098-nucleotide messenger RNA. Its product is annotated as POU domain, class 3, transcription factor 4-like. The transcript has a single exon. Gene Ontology annotation, molecular function: RNA polymerase II cis-regulatory region sequence-specific DNA binding; DNA-binding transcription factor activity, RNA polymerase II-specific. Gene Ontology annotation, cellular component: nucleus. Gene Ontology annotation, biological process: regulation of transcription by RNA polymerase II; brain development. The record is from RefSeq and is a predicted model, not a curated record. NCBI's taxonomy places the organism in Eukaryota, Metazoa, Chordata, Actinopteri, Syngnathiformes, Syngnathidae. Bases 1 to 1098 code for a protein of 365 amino acids.
AUGGCCACAGCUGCCUCCAGCCCCUACACCCUGCUCGGCUCCGGUCCCAUGAUCCACCCGGACAGCCAGGCCAUGCAGCCCGCUAGCCCCUACAGAGGACACCAGAAACUCCUGCACAGCGACUACCUGCACAACGUGCAGAGCAACGGGCACCCCCUCGGGCACCAGUGGGCGAGCAAUCUGUCGGAUAGCAGCCCGUGGUCGGCCUCCGUGGAGCAGCAGGACGUCAAACCGGGCAGAGAAGACCUGCAGCUCGGCAUCAUCCAUCACCGCUCGCCGCACGUCGCUCACCACUCCCCGCACCAGAGCAACCAUGGCAACCACCCUGCGGCGUGGGGGACUCCGGUGUCCCACAACUCCUCCGUCAGCAGCGGGCAGCAGAUCAACAUCUACUCCCAGACGGGCUUCGCCGUCAACGGCAUGCUGGAGCACGGCGGACUCAGCCCUCCGCCCAACCCGCAGGGCCAAGGCAUGCACCCGGGCCUCAGGGACACGCUCAGCCCCGAGCGCGGCGACCUGGGCGGGCACCACUGCCACGACCACUCCGACGAGGAGACGCCGACUUCGGACGAGCUGGAGCACUUUGCCAAGCAGUUCAAGCAGCGCAGGAUCAAACUGGGCUUCACGCAGGCCGACGUGGGAUUGGCUCUAGGAACUCUCUACGGUAACGUCUUUUCCCAAACGACCAUCUGCAGGUUCGAGGCUCUGCAGCUGAGCUUUAAAAACAUGUGCAAACUCAAGCCGCUGCUGAACAAGUGGUUGGAGGAGGCAGACUCGUCCACGGGCAGCGCGAGCAGUAUAGACAAGAUAGCAGCUCAGGGGAGGAAGAGGAAGAAGAGGACGUCCAUCGAGGUCAGCGUCAAGGGGGUCCUGGAGACUCACUUUCUCAAGUGUCCCAAACCCUCCGCGCAGGAAAUCACGUCGCUGGCGGACACGCUGCAGCUGGAGAAGGAGGUGGUCCGCGUCUGGUUCUGCAACCGCAGGCAGAAAGAGAAGCGCAUGACGCCGCCCGGCGAGCCGCCGCCGCCGCCGCCCCACGACGGGCCUUAUUCCCACGGCGGCAGCGCGGGCGACGCGUCGUCGUGCCGCGACCUCUGA